AUUUUAUUUGUUCUGAUAUCGUCUGCACAGACACAGAUAAACUGAAGCAUUUAAUAUUUGUGCAAUCUGAAAAGAAAAAAAAAAUCAAUUGUGAUCCCUGCAGGUCAAAAGAUGGAAAGACAGGCAUGUAAACAAAAUCCCACGUCAGCAUGAGCAGAGGAAUUUCUAGAACAGAGGCAAUCUGGAAGAAAUUAUUUAAAAUUAUCGCCAAAAUAAAAGUCAUGUCUAUCAUUUAGAGAAGAAAACAAGAUUAAUUUCAAUGUAUCGUAGUGGGCUUUCAAAAUAAAUAAAUCAUAUUUAUAUUUUGCGACAAUUCUGACAUAAUCGGAUGAGAUUUUGCUUCAAAACGAAAUGUGCUUUUAUUAUGACAUGUUGGAGUGUAACCGGAAACCUUCAGUGAUUCAGAGUUUCUAGUUGAGAUUGAGAGCAUCAAAUGGAUUCGAGUUAGUUUCGUCUUUCUGUUGUGAUUGUGUAUGUAUGUAAAUUAGCUGUAUGGAAUAGAUUUGAGAGAGACUAAUAUGACUGUCCAUCACGAGUCGGAGCCGAAACUGUACCGCUACAGCAGGAUAUUGUGCGGCGUCUCCACUCACGUCCUGUGCGCGCUGUUCACCGGCUUCAUGACGGUACUGGCCAAACCUGGAUCCAGUCUGUUCUCAUGGCAUCCGUUCCUGAUGACUCUUGGUUUUUCCUUUCUCAUGACUGAAGCCGUCCUGCUGUUCAACCCGUACUCGUCUCCCGUCAGGAAGCUGAAGCACAAAACUAAAGGCCGCCUGCACUGGAUCCUGCAGUGUCUGAGCCUCUGCUGCGCGACCGCGGGUCUGUGCGCCAUCAUUUACAACAAAAACCUCAACGACAAGCCACACUUCACCUCGUGGCACGGGUUGGUCGGUGUGAUCACGGUGGCGGUCGUCGGGCUGCAGUCGCUCGGAGGACUUCCGCUCCUCUAUCCCAAAGUGGCCAAAGGCUGGUCGCUGGCCAAACUGAAGCGCUACCACGCCACCUCAGGGUUACUCACGUACCUGCUGGGCAGCUUCAGCUUGUUCCUCGGACUGUGUUCGUCGUGGUUCAGCACCAGCGUGAGCGGGUCCGUGUGGUACCUGGCCGUCCUCUGCCCGGUUCUGUGCGCUCUGGUCAUUAUGAGUCAGGUGACGAACGCUUACAUGGCCCGGAAACGAGUGCAGUACUGAAACACACAUUCAAGCUUUCUAAACAGGUUCAUCUGAAAUGAUGCAGACAUUGUGAACCAGAAUUUCAUGGUACCCUUCUAACGUUGACAGCUAAUGAAAAUAUUGUAAAGUGUCAUGCUCAGCUGCAUGACGGAGAUGAUGAUACUGAUUGCUUUCCAGCUACUUGUAAUUUUUAUUAUUGCUAUAUAGAGUGACCAAAACAAAUGUAUUUUUGUAUAACAGUUUUAUAUUCUUGAACACAUUUCAGCUGUAUUGAUGGCAUAUUCUUUUUGUGCAAAUAUUUUUGGAAAUGACUGAAGGCAAUGACUGAUUUUUCUUAAUUGUAAUGAUAAAACAAGUGGUUUAUUCAAUUAUUUGUUAUUCUAUUGAUGCAUGUGAACAUAAUGUUUUAGUUUUUGCAUUUACUAGUGCCAGUCUGCCCUUUCUGUUCAUGCAGAUCAUGAAAGAAAACAUUCAUGCCUUUGUACUGUAACUGAAAACGUAUAUUUGUGAUUAAUAUAAUAUAUAAAUUAUUAAAAUAUAUUAAUAUAUUAUGUUGAAAGCAACCAUUUUUACUUAAUGGCAGGCAUCAUUUUUUUUGUUUAUUAAAAUGUACAAAAUCUUUUGUUCAAAUAAAUUUCAGAUCAUGUAUGGAAA
Messenger RNA from Megalobrama amblycephala (Wuchang bream), 1823 nucleotides. It is a transcript of the gene cyb561d2, whose product is annotated as transmembrane reductase CYB561D2. NCBI's taxonomy places the organism in Eukaryota, Metazoa, Chordata, Actinopteri, Cypriniformes, Xenocyprididae. The record is from RefSeq and is a predicted model, not a curated record. The transcript is spliced from 3 exons. Gene Ontology annotation, cellular component: endoplasmic reticulum. Gene Ontology annotation, molecular function: transmembrane monodehydroascorbate reductase activity. Bases 519 to 1187 code for a protein of 222 amino acids.